Molecule: messenger RNA, 708 nt
Organism: Necator americanus (New World hookworm)
Lineage: Eukaryota; Metazoa; Nematoda; Chromadorea; Rhabditida; Ancylostomatidae
Exons: 1
Coding region: 1-708 (235 amino acids)
Source: RefSeq, a predicted model, not a curated record
AUGGAGAAAAUCAUCUACGACUUCUACUUUGAUCUCUUCGACAGCCAUGUCCACUUACCUCCUCACCAUCUGAGGGAAGAUGGACAAGUCAUUCCAGAGGUUCUCCCGUCCAAAAUACGACAUGUUAUCAUGUCAGUAAGAAAUCGUACGGCACCCGGUCCCAAAAGAAUAAGACCAGAACACCUGAAGAGCCUUCCGCCAGUACUCAUCAACACCCUGGCGAGGCUCUUUACACGUUAUCUGUCGGAAUGCAAGGUUCCUAAACAGUGGAAGACCAGCAAGACCGUGUUGUUGUAUAAAAAGGGAGAUCCACAUGACAUCGGCAACUAUCGUCCAAUCUGCUUACUGUCCGUCAUCUACAAGCUCUUUACAAGAAUGAUCCUUAAUAGGAUUGAAAAAGUCUUGGAUGAAGGACAGCCAUGCGAGCAAGCAGGGUUUCGAAAAGGAUUCAGCACGAUUGACCACAUUCACACUGUUUCGAAACUCAUCGAGAUAUCACAGGAGUACAAGAUGCCGCUCUGUCUCACCUUCAUCGACUUGAAGAAGGCCUUCGACUCAGUUGAGACGGAAGCGGUCGUGGAAGCCUUGGACAACCAAGGCAUCCCUACUCAGUACAUAAUGGUACUUCGAGAGUUGUACAAUAACUUCACGACCGGAAUUUCGCCAUUCUACAAGAACAUCAUCAUUGACGUGAAGAGGGGGGUCUGA